This is a messenger RNA of Galleria mellonella (greater wax moth), 1155 nucleotides long. RefSeq lists its product as uncharacterized. Gene Ontology annotation, biological process: DNA integration. The coding region runs from base 1 to 1155 and encodes 384 amino acids. Gene Ontology annotation, molecular function: nucleic acid binding. The transcript has a single exon. Lineage: Eukaryota; Metazoa; Arthropoda; Insecta; Lepidoptera; Pyralidae. The record is from RefSeq and is a predicted model, not a curated record.
AUGUGGGGACAUAGGGUAGUGGUGCCGUACAAACUUCAGGCGAAUUUUGCAGGAGCUACACGAGACACAUAUGGGAAUAGUAAAAACGAAGAGUGUCGCGCGCAGCUACGUGUGGUGGCCGGGGGUGGACGAGGCAGUGGAGCGGCAGUGCGCCGCGUGCGCCACUUGCGCCAAGUAGCGGACGCUCCGCGUGCACACCAAACGCGCUCGUGGCCCUGGCCGAAUAAGCCAUGGUCUAGAAUACAUCUCGAUUUUUUAGGGCCAAUGGGAGGUGUUAAGUAUUUAGUGAUAGUAGAUGCUUGUUCAAAGUGGGUAGAAGCGAUCAAAAUGAAGUCUACUACAGCUUCACAAGUUAUAUAUAAAUUAAGAGAUUUAUUUUCUAGAUACGGAAUUCCUAAGCAGAUAGUGAGCGAUAACGGACCGCCUUUUUCGAGCGAGGAACUUAUGCAUUUCUGUAAAUUUAACGGUAUAGAACAUCUAUUUUCAGCUGUAUAUCAUCCUGCGUCUAAUGGGGCGGCUGAAAAUGCGGUUAAAUUGUGCAAAAAGGUGAUUAAAAAAGCGAUAUUACAAAAGGUAGAACCGGAAACUGCAUUGAAUCGAUUUCUUUUGAUGUAUAGAAAUACAAUACAUAAUACUACGGGUGACAGUCCGGCUCAAUUAUUUUUAGGUAGAUCCAUUAGAACGCGUUUGGAUUGUUUAAGACCUGAUAGGGAGAAACACGUGUCAACAGCACAACGCAAACAGGAACUGGCGGCUAGGGGGACACAGAGGUAUUUCGAAGUGGGUGAUAGGGUAUGGUAUAGACAGUUCGGCACAAAAACCAAAUGGGGAGAAGGUAUAAUAUUGGAAAAAUUAGGCAGCACUGAUUAUAAUAUUCAAACUAAGGACAAGUCCAUUAAACACAGGCACAUAGAUCAAUUGAAAAGGCACGAUAUAGACACACAAACUAACGGUAACACGGAACGUAAGGAUUCAUGGCUGUGUCCAGAAUUGCUAUCUUUGCCUAUCCCGGGUGAAAGUGAGGGGUCGGAGGGCUCGAGGGUGCCGCUAGCGGGGCGGGCGGCCAGUCCGGCAGAAUGGGGGAGUGCCAGGGAGCGUAGGCUACCAGUCCGUUAUGGAUUGGAUGAAUAUGUAACGAUCUGGAAUCAAACAUAA